AUGAUCACCUGGGUAGCGAUAUCAAAGAUGUCGUAUCCCUUGGCGGUCGAUAAAUUUGAUAAAAUCCUGAAACACACAUCUCACGCAGGCGUUGAGUGUUCCCUUGACUUCAAUAAUAUUCUCUGCGUGGUGUCCAAUCCACCCGGGUUUAGUGUGUUGUUCUUCGAGAAAACCGAACUGGAUGGCCCCAAAUCCGAGGACUUUUCCCUAAGAAAGAUCGAGAUCGAGUCCCUGCCUGCUGCGCUGGCUCCGUUUCUGACCAAGAUUCCAAGCCAUCUUCGAUCUGAAGACGAGCCACCUAUCGUGCAGGUGGUGGUAUCUACUGGAUCCGGAACGGGGAAAGCAAAGACUGUCUUUGAAGAUGUUGUGCGGCCCCUUUUUACAUAUAUUGGGCUAGAGAAUUAUGAGCCCUACGAAACAGAGUCGGCACAAACUAUUAUCGAGCUCGCACAAUCGAAGUUCCUGGAGCGGGCGCAUGAUGGCGUUCCUCAGACCAUCAUCCUUCUUUCGGGCGACGGGGGCCUCGUCGACAUUCUCGAAAUCUUCUACAAAUCCAAGAUGACAAUUGGUGUAUCCCCGAAUAUUGUGUUGAUUCCAUGUGGGACAGGGAAUGCCAUGGCAAGUUCCAUUGGAUUACGAUCUGGUCCGGUGCCGGGUCUUUCAACACUACUUCGAGGCAGCCCAUCUUCCAUACCGGUCUUUGCUGCUAGAUUUUCACCUGGCAGUCGGUUAGUCAUCGAUGAAGGUCGCCAGCGAGCCGAAGUCAACCCCGAUGCCCAACACACAUUAUACGGGGCCGUUGUUGCGAGCUGGGGGCUCCAUGCUGCUUUAGUUGCAGACAGCGACACAUCCGAGUAUCGCAAAUUUGGAGUCGAUCGUUUCAAGAUGGCCGCACAAGAGCUACUGAAUCCCUCGGAUGGCACCCCGCCUCACCAAUUCAAAGGCAAAAUCACAUUAACUACCUCGAAUGGCCCGAACAAGGCACGAGCCCAAGAAGCAGUGGAGGGGCUAGAGCACAUGUAUGCACUUGCUACCCUCGUUCCACGACUUGAAAAGGAUUUCUUGAUUUCCCCAGACUCGGUGCCCCUGGAUGGACAGAUGAGGUUUAUCCGCUUCGGUCCCAUGUCGGCGGAAGACGCGAUGCAGUUGAUGACUUUGGCCUAUCAGGGCGGUCAACAUGUGAUAGAAGAUACGGUAACCUAUGCCAACAUCGAGCAGGUUCGAAUCGAUUUUAAAGAAGAUGAGGAGAAGUGGCGACGCGUCUGUAUUGAUGGAAAGAUCGUCAGCGUCGAAAGAGAUGGUUGGGUGGAGAUUCGUAAAGAACCUAGCCGUUUGCUGAAUUUGAUCAAUUAG
Molecule: messenger RNA, 1353 nt
Organism: Penicillium digitatum Pd1
Lineage: Eukaryota; Fungi; Ascomycota; Eurotiomycetes; Eurotiales; Aspergillaceae
Product: diacylglycerol/lipid kinase family protein
Biological process (GO): phosphorylation; sphingosine biosynthetic process
Cellular component (GO): membrane; intracellular membrane-bounded organelle; cytoplasm
Molecular function (GO): lipid kinase activity
Source: RefSeq, a predicted model, not a curated record